AUGGAGUCUCAAGAAUUCACAACCACCAACCCUCCUUUCUAUCAUUCUAGCCAGCAAAAAGAAAUAUUUUACUCUGUUGAAUCGCUGGAGAAACUUGAAGCAACAGAGCCACAAUUCUCAUCAAAAGAAUAUUGUGCCAUUAAAACUACCCCAAAAGCGCUCACUGUAGCUAUCUCAGGAUGUAGCUCAUCAGGUAAAACCACGUUGGCAUUACUACUUUCAGAAAUCUUCUCUUCUUCCCCAACUACAAAACACUCGACAGGCAGGAAACCUCCAGAUAUAUCCGAGGAAAAGAAUCUAGGCGAUGCAAAAGCUAUACAUCCCUUCACAACCAUAAUUCAUCAGGACGCUUUCUUCAUUCCGAAAUCUGACUGCCCAUUGGUCCAAUUCAACAGCGCUCCUAGCGACGAACAUUUUUUAAAAGAAAGCCUUGCUCAAAAUAACGAGAAUCCAGUCUAUUUAUACGCUCGAACUGGUAUGAAUGGGGAAGAAGAUGUACAAAUCACCGGACCAAAUACUGACUGUAUGGAAGCGGUAAAUUUUGGCAAUCUACUUCGAAUGGUUCGAGCUGCCCAGGCCAAUAAUUCUGAGCCGAAGAUGUGUGUUCAAUAUAUAGAUGACGGAGACAAGAUGAAACUAAUUGAGCAAUAUUCCGGGGUCAUCGAAAGCAUGCGCAGAAAGAUUAGAGAGUAUUUUGCCUCGGGAACAGGCAAUCGUAUGAGAAACGAUGCUUUUGCAGGCUUUAACUAUAGAUGGGUAUUUGUUGAGGGAUUUCUAUUAUUCAGCGAAGCUCUCCCCUCUGACGACAGAAGCUCAUGGUUUGGUGCAUCCUCAGAGGUCAAAGACCAUUGUGCAGAGCGAUCAGGAAAUGUACGACAAGAAUUCGAGAAAGAAGCUGCAUUGAAGGAGAAUGAGAUUAUGAGAGCGAAGGAAAAGAUAGUUCUCGCAAAGGCAGCUUUGAUGCAAGAAUUCGAUAUAAAACUAUUCUUGCCUACUAGCAAGGAGGUUGCUAAAGAGAGGAGACUGAGCAGAUUCCUAUACAUCGACUUUCCAGCUGGUGGCAGAUAUCCUGGACAGAUGUGGAAGUCAGAAGGAUACUUUGAAGAAGUUGUUUGGAAGGGCUAUGAAGAUUCAUUCAGUUGGCUGUUAAGAGAGACCGGAAAGGAGCAUGUCGACGGCGUGUUUGUUAGGACUACUGUCGAUGACACAAUUGAGAACACUGUUUACUGGGCAGUUGAUAUCAUUCUUCAAUUUUUGAGAGGUAAUGGGGUAGUCUCAAAGGACAAUACCCGAGGACUUAAGGUCACAGGUACUUCUCUCGAACUGGAGGGGGUUUUCCGAAGUCUGCUAAUAUAG
Botrytis porri is the source of this 1356-nucleotide messenger RNA. RefSeq lists its product as uncharacterized. The record is from RefSeq and is a predicted model, not a curated record. Lineage: Eukaryota; Fungi; Ascomycota; Leotiomycetes; Helotiales; Sclerotiniaceae. Bases 1 to 1356 code for a protein of 451 amino acids. The transcript has a single exon.